AUGGCGGGAAUGGAGGAAUUGGAAAUACACAGCAAGUCAUAUCUCGUGCGUUGGAUCAACGUGAGCUCCGAGCAUACCAUAUCGUGGAGCAUCCAGCCACAUAAGAAGUCGCUCAAUUUCGGCAUCUUCAAGCAUCCCGGCGCGUCGGGGCUGGCCGUCAACAGCGCCGCAUCGACAUACUCUCACACCGGCAGCGAGGUCAACGACCUGACGAAGGAAAACAUCCCCGCCAAACCCACCGAUCCCUCCCUCCUGAUCACCGAGAAGCUCAAGGGCGUGGGCCUGAAACCGAUCGAGUGGAUAGGGAAAUGUGAGGCCGAUAAGAUAUCCCAGGGGACGUACAAUGUGGGCUCCAACGAGGGAGGGAACUACGCUCUUGUUUUCGAUAAUACGUUCUCCAAACAGAUAUCCAAGACGGUCACGUUCGUGCUGCUCACCUAUCCUACCAGCUGCCCGCCACGGUCUGGGCAUCAGGUGCAUCACACCCAGGCCGUAGCAGGCUCGAUCGGAUCACAGGCACCGUCGCGUCCAAGCCCCAAGCUCAGCGCGACCGAGACCGAAGCCGAGUCGAAGGCCCGGAUUCAGCAGCGGGGCAGACCUGGGUUCGGUGCCGUGGGCGCAGGCAGCUCGAACGGACCCCCUCCCACCGCUGACUCGUCCACCAGCAUUGCGCCGUCCGUACACACGGGCAUACUGCAGAAAAGACGUCGUAAGCGGCACCAGGGCUAUGCCAGGCGGUUCUUCUCCUUAGACUUCAACUCGUCAACUCUGUCAUACUAUCACGAUCGCAACUCUUCUGCUCUGAGAGGUGCCAUCCCCUUGUCUCUGGCUGCUAUUGCUACAAACGACAGCACUAGGGAAAUCUCAAUUGACUCUGGGGUGGAAAUAUGGCAUCUCCGUGCUUUAAAUAACAAUGAAUUUUACCUCUGGAAGGAUGCCCUGGAGAAGGCGUCGAAACAGCAGGAUAAUGAGGACCAGGAUGAUAACAAACUUAAGGUGCCUACCUUGAUUACCAGGCGACACAGCCAGAAUAAACCCAGGUCCCAGGACUGGAAGACCAUCGAGCGGUUGGUUGAGUCGGUAUCUGCUUCGAGGGACAAAGUACGCCAGCUGGCCAAGGACACAGAUCCAAAGUAUCUCAUGCUCACCCCAGACCAGGAGGGCGCCCAAAGUUCAACAAACGGUGUGCGCCGCGUCUCUCAACCCGGAGAGGCUGCUGAAAGUAAAGAGAGCAAAGAGAAACGGUCCUUCUGGAAGCUCAAGGGUAAAGGCGAUAGUGGCAGCAAUACUCCAGCCCAGCGACCUGCUCUAUCCCCUCUAGGGCCCCAGCAAACGCCUCCACUCAGCAGUGAGAACUCCUAUUUUGACAGCAGUUCGUUCAAAACUACUACAGGCCCCGGUGUCCAUGAAGACUUGAUGGCCCUACUCCGCGACCUAAACUCAGUCCUAUCGGAAUUCAAUACCUUAAUAAACGACAGGGCCCGCUCGAGAACCCCAUUGGCAAUACGAUCCGCUCAUUCGGCUGCAACUCCUGAUUCUGACUCGGAGGAGUUUUUCGAUGCCACAGACGGAGGGAACAUCUCCCCCUUACUGACGAUCCACCGUGACAGCGGCGAGGAAGACUCAAAGAGCGUCGUAACAGCCGUUGACGACGACGCUGCUUCGUCUUCCGGCAGCGAUGCGGACGACAGGGACGAGUUCCUACGAGGUGACUUCAAGCUCGAUUGCUCGUCGACUUUGUUCCCCGUGAAGGCACGAUCUCUCAUACCUUUACCGAUGGAAGCACCGCGCCGUAGGUCCAAGAUCGAACCGCCAAUCGGCCUGCCCCCAAGUUUGAUCAGCUUCAUGCGCAAAAAUGUCGGCAAGGACCUGUCUACCAUUUCAAUGCCCGUGUCAGCAAACGAGCCCAUUUCCCUACUCCAGCGCGCAGCAGAGCAGUUUGAGUAUUCUCAACUCCUUGACAAGGCAGCCAACGCUACUGACGCGCUGGAACGCUUGAUAUACGUCACUGCCUUCGCCUUGUCUCCAUUUUCAAAUUCACGUAUCAAAGAACGAACAAUUCGCAAACCUUUCAACCCUAUGUUAGGCGAGACCUACGAGCUCGUCCUCCCAGAAAGAGGAUUCCGUUUCCUGGCUGAAAAGGUCUCCCAUAGACCAGUUCAGCUAGCAGUGCAGGCAGACUCCCGUGACUGGAGUUUUAUUCAAUCUCCCAAGCCUACACAGAAAUUCUGGGGCAAAUCCGUUGAAAUCAUCACAGAGGGCAAGUCCCGGCUAACACUCCACUCGAGCGGCGAACAUUUCAGCUGGUCUGCGGGCACUCAGUUUCUCCGUAACAUCAUUGCCGGUGAGAAGUACGUUGAACCUGUCGGCGAGAUGUGCGUGCUCAAUGAGACAACCGGUCAAAAGACAAUUGCUGCUUUCAAGGUCGGUGGCAUGUUCUCGGGCCGCAGUGAAGAAGUGACAGUAAAGGCUUAUGACACGCACGGCGAAGAACUACCCCUUGGCCUGCAAGGGAACUGGACAUCAUCCCUCCAACUGACAGAACACGGCAGCCUGACGAACAAGACCAUAUGGGCCGCCGGAUCUCUUGUCGAUAAGCCGCAGAAACACUAUGGCUUUACCGAAUUCGCAGUAUGUCUGAACGAAAUCACUGCUGUUGAACAACGAAAGCUGCCGCAGACAGAUAGCCGGCUUCGGCCUGACCAACGUGCCUUGGAAGAAGGCGAUGUUGACGAAGCAGAGGACCUAAAGGCGCGGCUGGAAGACGCUCAACGCCAGCGCAGAAAAGAGAUGGAACAAAGGGACGAGACAUGGCGGCCUCGAUGGUUCACGCGCGUCGAGGUUGAAGGCUCAGAGGACGGCGAUGACAUUUGGAAGCUCCGCACAGGCAAAGACGGAUACUGGGAAGAGAGGGCAAAGGGCGAGUGGACGGGUAUCACCCCUAUUUUCCAAUUAUAA
Molecule: messenger RNA, 2958 nt
Organism: Microsporum canis CBS 113480
Lineage: Eukaryota; Fungi; Ascomycota; Eurotiomycetes; Onygenales; Arthrodermataceae
Product: oxysterol binding protein
Exons: 2
Coding region: 1-2958 (985 amino acids)
Biological process (GO): endocytosis; ER to Golgi ceramide transport; piecemeal microautophagy of the nucleus
Cellular component (GO): perinuclear endoplasmic reticulum; plasma membrane; intracellular membrane-bounded organelle
Molecular function (GO): sterol binding
Source: RefSeq, a predicted model, not a curated record